ACCGGACUGGAAAAAAAGGAAAGACUAAAACAUUUAAAAUAACGUUGGAUCAGUCUCGAAGAAAACCAUCAGAAACGCAGUGAAUCUCCAGAAAUCAUUUUCUCCACCUCUGAAAAAGAUUUUUUGUAGCCCAUGAAAGUUGAAACACAAAAAGGAUCGCAGAUCAAACACCAUAAAACGUAGUAGCAUACGAUUCUAUGAGGUGAAGUGUGAUUCUGAAAACCUUGAACAUCGCUCCUCUCCUGCCAGUGUAAGCUAGAUUGUUAGAUUUUCUAGUCCGUGGAAGACAUCCCUAAUUUGUUUCGCACCGAGCAAAAUACAAUUCGAAAGACAAAAAAAAAAAAGGAUGGCAAAUGCUGCAGAAGAUUUCUCCCAAUUCGGGAUUUCAAAAGAGGAAAAAGAUAAGCUUGUUGGGGAAUUGAUUAGGUACAUGCUUUUCAAAACCCAUCAAAAUUCUGGGUGCCCCAUUAAGAGAGAGGAACUCACUCAACUCGUUACGAAGAACUAUCAUCAGCGUAACCUUCCUACCUUUGUGAUCAAUGAGGCUAAGGAGAAGCUUUCCUUUGUAUUUGGCUAUGAAAUGAGGGAGCUUCAAAGGACCCAACCUUCUUCCAAAGCCCGGACACAGUCCUCCCAACAAAGUGUUGCAGAUUCGAAAUCAUAUAUUCUCAUAAGUCAACUUCCUCCUAAUGUAUAUGAAAAAUAUGUUGUGGAUGUUAAUACUGCGCAUCUAUCCGGAUUCACUUUUGUCAUAAUUAGUAUUGUAUAUCUUGCCGGUGGUAAAAUUCCAGAAGAAAAUCUAUGGAGCCAAAUGAGGAGGAUGGGUUUGGGUGAAACUGAAUCAAGUCAUCCAGUCCUUGGAAAUGUUAAGCAAGCAUUUGAACUUCUUGUUCAGCAAAGGUAUUUACAGAAAGACAAAGUUAAUGGUCCUGAAGGCAAUACUGUAUAUUAUGAGCUUGCUGAGAGAGCUUUAGAUGGACCCAUGAAUGACAGGAUUAAAGAAUAUAUCUCUCAGAUUGUGCAGGACAAUACUUCAGUGGGUGCUGCCUAAGAGUUGCUAGCUCAUCAGUGUCUAAAUGGUUCCGAUUGAUUAUUGAUUUUAAGCCCGAAAACUCUUCAAGAAUCUCAAUCUAAAUUUUGUCUUCAGCGAAUUCUGCUGAUUGGAUGUUUUGAUGUUUUCAAAGAUUUAGGUUCAGAUUUGCCAAAGUUAUGUAAAUUUGAAUUUGAGUUGUGUAUAUAGUUACUUAAUUAGGUUAAGUCCAAUCUUAAUUUUAUGUAUGUUAGAAAGCAACUAAUUGUUACUUUUUUGUUUAGAUGCUUGGAAAUUAAUGCAGAUGACAAACCAAAUGAACCUAAUCGAGUUUCAUUUUGA
This is a messenger RNA of Glycine soja, 1372 nucleotides long. RefSeq names its product melanoma-associated antigen F1-like. The coding region runs from base 347 to 1051 and encodes 234 amino acids. The transcript is spliced from 8 exons. The record is from RefSeq and is a predicted model, not a curated record. Gene Ontology annotation, cellular component: nucleus. Lineage: Eukaryota; Viridiplantae; Streptophyta; Magnoliopsida; Fabales; Fabaceae.